Anisakis simplex (herring worm) is the source of this 360-nucleotide messenger RNA. Lineage: Eukaryota; Metazoa; Nematoda; Chromadorea; Rhabditida; Anisakidae. The record is from the annotation of a GenBank genome assembly.
AUGCAAUUGGAUUCAGAGCAGAACUGGCGUGAGUGGCAACCCGAUCCACCGGACGCAAUUCCAGGUCAAAGUCGACGUUUCAGACAGAAUGCGGAUGUGUUCAAUAUGUUGGUAUCUGUAUAUGGCAGUAAGGAGCUGUUCGUAAAAGAGUACCGACAGCUAUUGGCCGAAAGACUGACGAAAUCGUGGAACAGAGAUCCGUUGUUCGAACUUCGAUACCUGGAAUUGUUGAAGCAACGAUUCAGCGAAGGUGAACUGCAACAGUGCGAAGUGAUGCUGAAGGAUAUGCGCGAUUCGGAUGUGGUUGAUCGUUGGGUACGGAAUAAUCUGGUGAGUGCAUUUGUAUUUGAGCUGAACUGA